Molecule: messenger RNA, 740 nt
Organism: Xiphophorus maculatus (southern platyfish)
Lineage: Eukaryota; Metazoa; Chordata; Actinopteri; Cyprinodontiformes; Poeciliidae
Exons: 8
Coding region: 63-740 (225 amino acids)
Source: RefSeq, a predicted model, not a curated record
UGUAAAAUCAGAGAAGACAAAUGUGAGGAGGCAAAUAGUGAUUGGCCAGAAUGAGAUGAUGUAUGAUAGUAGCGCUUCACACAGGUGUGAUUGUUCUGUUUUUUGGGAGUUGGGAAGGAGCUGUUAGGGUAGUUCUGCACUGGACUGCAGACAUGCAAAUUGGCAUUUACCCUCUGCUCUUUACAGAGACCCUUGAUGAGGCGAAAAAACGAGAGACAAAAUAUAACACCACAAUGUGUCCAACAUCUGAAAUUGAAUCUCAUGAUGAAGGAGCUAUCCGCCAAAAAAGAAUAUCCAGGCCAAAUCAGCAGUUUAUGCAUUCUGAUUCUGAAGACCAUCAGAGUAGCAGUGCAAAAAGAAAGCGUUUUGCCAAACCACCUGAUGUUGGAUGUCCAGUAGAUCUUGUUGCUAGCAACUACCAACAAUCACUAGCUGAUGAAGUUCUUAAUGCUGAGAUGCCAGGUUUUGCUACAGCCCACUGUGUCCAGUACCACAAGUUGCAGAAUCCACAGCGACAAAGUACAAGUAUUGGGUUGUCUGGAUGCAGCUCAAGGCAGUAUAACCAUCGCCCUGGUCUCUCACAAUGUGCACAAAAUAGGCUGCCAUUGGAUAUAUCACAGACAAACUCCGACCAGAAUGAUGUAUUGGAUUCAGCGCCUAAUCAAGGUUUCGAAGAUGCAACCACACAAAGGGCCAGCAAUAAUGGGCAGCUUUUGAGAGGCAAACCUCGCUAUCCAUAA